Molecule: messenger RNA, 768 nt
Organism: Vanessa atalanta (red admiral)
Lineage: Eukaryota; Metazoa; Arthropoda; Insecta; Lepidoptera; Nymphalidae
Gene: Sld5
Product: DNA replication complex GINS protein SLD5
Exons: 2
Coding region: 81-731 (216 amino acids)
Biological process (GO): double-strand break repair via break-induced replication; DNA-templated DNA replication
Cellular component (GO): GINS complex
Source: RefSeq, a predicted model, not a curated record
UUAAAUUGCUGAAUACUGUUGUUUUUAAUUGUAUAAUACAAAUUUUGGUAUCUAAAUGAAAAGUUUUAUUUCUAGAAGAGAUGGAUACUGAAGAUAUAGAAUUAAGUGAAGAUGAAGAAGAAAUUACAGCUGAGACUGUUUUAAAAACUCUUCAAAAUGCUUGGCAAAAUGAGCGUUUGUCUCCAGAAAUACUUCCCCAUCAUAACGACAUGGUCGAAUGUAUGCUAGGACAAAUACAACAUAUGGAGCGAAAUAUUAAUAAACUACCCAAAACUGAUUUACGCUCAUGCAUUCAUAAAAUGGAAUUAAAUAGAAUUAAGUAUAUUAUUUGUAAUUAUCUUAAAACUAGGUUAAAUAAAAUAGAAAAUUACUGCAUUGCCAUAGUCAAUGAGGAAAAGCAACGAAUAGAGUCUGGAACAAAUUAUUUAACGCCUUCUGAAUUUAGAUACGCCCAAGAAUAUGUAUUGAAUAUGGAGAACCAUUUAAAAAAUACUGUACUUGAUCAUGUUCCGGGAAAUAUGCAAACAUUUGAAUUCAAUAAAAUGGCUAUUUAUCCAAAUUAUCAAUCUCAUGUCUUUCUUAAGGCUAAUGAAACGGUAAAUGGUAUUGUACUAGAAGACCUACUAGGUGACCAAGAUGAAGAGAUAGACUUAGAAGAGGGUUCACAGCAUAUACUGCAAUACAAACCGAUAGCAGAUUUAGUAAAAAAUGGCAAAGUACAACUUGUAUAAUUUAGUAUAUAAAAAAUAAAAAUUGAAAAAAUUUGUU